Macrosiphum euphorbiae (potato aphid) is the source of this 366-nucleotide messenger RNA. Lineage: Eukaryota; Metazoa; Arthropoda; Insecta; Hemiptera; Aphididae. The record is from the annotation of a GenBank genome assembly.
AUGGUGAACCGCUUGAGAAGAGCAGUUGCAGUUUCCGACAGUCACUGCCCGGCUGGGCUGUACGAUAUACGGCCGUCGGCUGGACGAAAAACAGACAGCGAAACUCGGUACGGGGAGAUUUUCUGCGACGGUUUUGAUGAAAAAACAAACGAAAACGAUCGACUCGACGUGGGCGAAGUGUGUUUGACGGGACACGGACAACGAAACAAUAAAAGCGCGGGUAUUCAGUUUUUUUGUAUUUUCUGGUUCGAAUUUAACGUCCGGCAAUCUCGUAGACGUGUUAGUGCCGCCGCGCUGCAUAGCGCCGUAACAACAAUAUUUAUGUCGGAGGGGAUAGGCGAACGCAGCGCAACUGUCGUUUUGUAA